Messenger RNA from Macrosiphum euphorbiae (potato aphid), 777 nucleotides. NCBI's taxonomy places the organism in Eukaryota, Metazoa, Arthropoda, Insecta, Hemiptera, Aphididae. The record is from the annotation of a GenBank genome assembly.
AUGUGGCUGUGGUCUCCGGCGAGGCUGGACUUUGGCACCGUGGUGAAAUAUUUUUUCGAGAUUCCUUGCGUGAUGGAGUUCGUGGUUUUCGCAACGGCGUACUUCUAUCUCUUCAACUUGGGGUCAAGAUUCGACACCCUUAAUCGUUUCUGCGAGUGGAUGCCCGCCGGACUUGUCACCGCCGCCGGCACGUGGACCCAAUCCGAAAUCACCGAGACGAUGGAAAGAGUACGGUUGUUGCACUCCAAACUGUGCGACCUGUUGCGCGUCUUCGGCUUCGGCUACGGAGGGGUGCUGUUGUGCUAUUUUACGUUCAAUUUUUUCGAUCUUCUGCGGAAUUUUUACUACUUGAUACACGUGUCCAGAUACGAUUCCUCGUCCAGUGCAAGUUCUUACAAUAACAGUCUAAACGUCAUACUGACCGUUGCGUUCUGUUUACAAAACGUCGUCUUCGUAGUGUGCCUGCUAAUUGCCGUGUCUUGGAUAAACGAAAAGAUAAUUGAAAUAAUUUCAUUUCUAAGAUUAAUACAUGUUUCAAAACUACCAAUUGAUACGAAGUUACAAGUUAAAUUGUUUAUGAAUCAAUUAUCAAUUUUUGAAUGGGAUCAAUUUUCAGCCUUCGGAUUUUUUCAUAUCAAUUUGAGACUUAUAAUGUCAAUUUUUAUAUUACUCACGACAACGUUGGCCACAUCGGUACAAAUGAAGGAACACCCAUACGUGGUUAGAUUUAACAACGAGUACCAAUCAUAUUUAAAAUUCGAGUACAACAUGAGUUAG